AAAGAGAAAAACGUCAAAGGACGCUGCAUGCGAGGAGAACAAAGCACGCAAGUCGUCAAGUCAAUCUUCAAACAAACAAAAAAAGAACAAAACAACACACACACCUUUCUAUAACACUACACACACAGUCCAACUCCAAAAGCCGUUCCAAUAGAAAAGAUAAACCGUAGAUGCCGUUGAGUUUUGACCGUUGAACAGUUGCUAGAAAUAGCCCAACUUGAGGCCGUUUGAACGCGGCCAAACGCCACAGAAAUUUGGUAAUUUUUUUUUUUUUUUGUUUACAUCUUUAACCUUUUGGUGAUUGCUUUCAUGUAGACAACAAAUGCCCUCCACAAAGCAAUCCAAAAAGCGCACCAAACAGACCCCUACAUCCGCACGCCGACACCCCUACCAACAGAAAGACAAGGACGCUGACCUGCGUGAUGCACUCGACUCACAACUGAAUGAUGUCCUAGCAGCAUUAUCGACCCAAACAAGUGUGAAAGAGAAGCGACGACAGGCGAUGGUGGAGGCAAAGAAACGGGGGGAAGCAAAGCAGAAGGAAUUCGAAAGGGUCGAGAAAGAGUUUGAGAAAGCUGUCGAGCUGUUGGGUGGGCUGUAAUCGGGUUUUGUCUUGUGUGUAUAUUUGUAAAUUAUUCCCCUUUCACAUUGUAAUAUACUGUAUGGUGGUCAAAUGGGUGCCCUUGUUUUUGCCAAUGCACUACAUAACAGAUACUCAAAACCACCCGAGUCUCCAAUACACAAAAAAAAAA
Spizellomyces punctatus DAOM BR117 is the source of this 752-nucleotide messenger RNA. RefSeq lists its product as uncharacterized. The coding region runs from base 323 to 601 and encodes 92 amino acids. The record is from RefSeq and is a predicted model, not a curated record. The transcript has a single exon. NCBI's taxonomy places the organism in Eukaryota, Fungi, Chytridiomycota, Chytridiomycetes, Spizellomycetales, Spizellomycetaceae.